AUGGCGGUGGAAAAACUGUAUCAAAGCGAACAAUUCCUGGUUGUGAAUAAACCUUACGACAUGUAUAUUAAUUCUGAUGAUGAAAAUGAAAAGAAUACGGUCGCCUGUCACAUCGCUUCUUAUGAUUCACAUAGAGCAAACUCAGCAAAUCCACUUUAUUUCGUUCAACGCCUCGACUUUUCGACUAGUGGAAUUCUUUGCAUAGCUUUAAAUAAAACCGCCGCAGCCUGCGCUGGUAAACUGUUCGAGAAAAGGCUCACGAAGAAAUAUUACUUCGCAGUCGUCAGAGAACACUUGAAUUUCGACGCAUGUGAUGUACAAUAUCCAGUUGGUGUCGAUAAAACAUCAUCGGAGAGCAGUCACAAGAUGAUUGCGUUGCGAGAGGACACACGGGCGGUGUGCGGCGCGCCGAGGUCGGCGCACACCCGCUUGUUAGUGCUGGAGCUCGGUUAUUACGAUGACAGGCCUGUCACCGUAGUGCUAUUGAAACCAGUUACAGGCCGCCGCCACCAGCUGAGGGUCCACUGUUCAACCAUUGGCCACAGGAUACUCGGUGAUUACACAUACAGUGACAGACAGGACACCAUACCUCACAGGAUGUUCUUACACGCCAUUAGAUUAGUUCUGCCGCUGCCUGAAGGGCCAUUGGAUAUCCAAACGGCGGAGCCAUUCUUCUCCGACGAACGGUUCAGCUCUGAAUGGAGACCGCAUUCAGCUAAAUACGAGUGUCGCAGCAAAGAGGAUUUCAUUGCGGCAUGCGACGCCAUAGACAAAGUUGCCAUUUGCAAAGUGUUCAUU
This is a messenger RNA of Iphiclides podalirius (scarce swallowtail), 798 nucleotides long. NCBI's taxonomy places the organism in Eukaryota, Metazoa, Arthropoda, Insecta, Lepidoptera, Papilionidae. The record is from the annotation of a GenBank genome assembly.